AUGGAGCACCGAGCCUCAUCGUCGCUCCUGCCCUGCAUCCUCCUGCUCUUGCUCUUCUCAGUGGGCACAGUGUCGGCGCAGCAAAAGUUCGGCAUCAACUACGGGCAGAUCGCCAACAACCUGCCGGACCCGACGCAGGUGGCCGGCCUGCUCCGGUCCAUGAACGUGAACCGGGUGAAGCUCUACGACGCGGACCCCAAGGUGCUGACGGCGUUCGCCAACACGGGCGUGGAGUUCAUCAUCUCGGUGGGCAACGAGAACCUGCAGACCAUGGCGGCCAGCCCCGGCGCGGCGCGGCAGUGGGUGGCGCAGCACGUGCAGCCCUUCCUCCCGGCCACCCGCAUCACCGGCAUCAUCGUCGGCAACGAGGUGCUGGGCAACAACGACACCGCCAUGGCCGCCAGCCUCGUCCCCGCCAUGCAGGCCGUCUACGACGCGCUCGCCGCGCUCGGGCUCAGCGGCCGGGUCACGGUCUCGUCGGCGCACUCGGUGAACGUGCUCGGCAGCAGCUUCCCGCCGUCGUCCGGCGCGUUCCAGGAGGGCGUGGCGCAGUACGUGAGGCCGCUGCUCGACUUCCACAGCAAGACGGGCUCGCCGUUCCUCAUCAACGCCUACCCCUUCUUCGCCUACAAGGGGAGCCCGGGGAGCGUGUCGCUGCCGUACGUGCUGUUCCAGCCCAACGCCGGCGUGCGGGACGGCGGCCUGGUGUACGACAACAUGCUGUACGCGCAGAUCGACGCCGUGUACGCGGCCAUGAAGGCCAUGGGGCACACGGACAUCGGCGUGCGGGUGUCGGAGACGGGGUGGCCGUCCAAGGGGGACGAGGACGAGGUGGGCGCCACCGCGCAGAACGCGGCGGCGUACAACGGCAACCUCAUGCAGCGGAUCGCCAUGGGCCAGGGCACGCCGCUCAAGCCCAGCGUGCCCAUCGACGUGUUCGUGUUCGCGCUCUUCAACGAGAACAUGAAGCCCGGGCCGGCAUCAGAGAGAAACUACGGGCUGUUCUACCCCAACGGCUCGCCGGUGUACGCGAUCAACGCCGGCACCGCCGGCUCCGGCUCGGGCUCCGGCGACGGAUCCGGCGGGGGGUCGUCGGUGGGGAGGUUCGACCCGUACUCGUCGCAGUCCAUGUUCUCGGCCGCGUCCAGAUUGGGCGUAAGGAGAAGAUUAUCUUCUUUGACGCCACUGCUGGUAUUGCCCGUGCUGUCAGCAUUGUUGGCAUGCUGA
Messenger RNA from Triticum turgidum subsp. durum (durum wheat), 1227 nucleotides. NCBI's taxonomy places the organism in Eukaryota, Viridiplantae, Streptophyta, Magnoliopsida, Poales, Poaceae. The record is from the annotation of a GenBank genome assembly.